Molecule: messenger RNA, 216 nt
Organism: Caenorhabditis bovis
Lineage: Eukaryota; Metazoa; Nematoda; Chromadorea; Rhabditida; Rhabditidae
Source: the annotation of a GenBank genome assembly
AUGGUCAACAAGCGUACUCUUAUGGAAUUGGGCAUGUUCACCGGCCUUAUAGUGUCUAUGCAUGUUGCUUAUUACACUAUUCAGAAUAACCCGUCGCUUGUAGCUCCGCAUCAGAGGCAAGAGUUAUUCUACGUGAGAUGGCUGAAGGAGAAAAUUCCGGCUCUUCGACCAUACGGCGUCACUGACGACAAGAGGACCGGCAAUGACGAUCAAUAA